Molecule: messenger RNA, 441 nt
Organism: Lentinula edodes (shiitake mushroom)
Lineage: Eukaryota; Fungi; Basidiomycota; Agaricomycetes; Agaricales; Omphalotaceae
Exons: 5
Molecular function (GO): methyltransferase activity
Source: RefSeq, a predicted model, not a curated record
AUCAAAGCAAUUGACAUCUGCAUUGCAUCUGCCUAUCAACUUUUGUCGACUGUACGGCAUCCUUUUGGAACACUUUGUGAUGCAUCAUCAAUUUAUCAACUCUCUGCCUGUCUUCGCGUUGCUGAGAAUCUUUGCAUUCCCGAGAUUAUACGUGAAGCCGAUAACGGUGGCUGCCACGUUAGAGAUAUCGCAGAGCAAUCAGACAUUGACCCAUCCAAGCUUGCCCGCAUUUUGAGGGUGCUAUCAUCCCACCACAUUUUUUUGGAGGUUUCUCCGGAUACAUUUGUUAACAAUCGUGUUUCAUCAUUUUUCGAUUCUGGGAAGCAUACCCUCAUACUCAAGGAGAAUCCUGUGGAUAAAUAUAAGGACACAGUAGGCAUUUGCGGCUACAUUGGUACUUGCACAGAUGAAGUGGCUAAGGCCGCAUCAUAUCUUUUAGAA